Molecule: messenger RNA, 1143 nt
Organism: Emys orbicularis (European pond turtle)
Lineage: Eukaryota; Metazoa; Chordata; Testudines; Emydidae
Gene: ST8SIA3
Product: ST8 alpha-N-acetyl-neuraminide alpha-2,8-sialyltransferase 3
Exons: 4
Coding region: 1-1143 (380 amino acids)
Biological process (GO): N-glycan processing; oligosaccharide metabolic process
Molecular function (GO): alpha-N-acetylneuraminate alpha-2,8-sialyltransferase activity
Source: RefSeq, a predicted model, not a curated record
AUGAGAAAUUGCAAAAUGGUCCGGGUGGCUAGUGUGCUGGGGCUGGUGAUGCUCAGCGUGGCUCUGCUGAUCUUAUCCCUCAUCAGCUACGUGUCCCUGAAAAAGGACAAUAUCUUCACCACUCCCAGAUAUGCCAGCUCGGGGGUGCCCAGAAUGUACAUGUUCCAUGCUGGAUUCAGGUCCCAGUUUGCACUGAAGUUUCUGGACCCUUCAUUUGUACCAAUUACAAAUUCUUUGACACACGAGCUGCAGGAAAAGCCUUCCAAAUGGACGUUUAAUAGAACAGCAUUCUUACAUCAAAGGCAAGGAAUUCUCCAGCAUGUUGAUGUAAUAAAAAAUUUUUCUUUGACCAAGAAUAGUGUUCGGAUUGGACAGCUGAUGCAUUAUGAUUAUUCCAGCCAUAAGUAUGUUUUCUCUAUUAGCAAUAACUUCAGAUCACUGCUUCCAGAUGUCUCACCUGUCUUGAAUAAGCAUUAUAACAUUUGUGCUGUUGUUGGAAAUAGUGGAAUCCUUACAGGGAGUCAGUGUGGACAAGAAAUAGAUAAGUCUGAUUUUGUUUUUCGUUGCAACUUUGCUCCAACUGAGGCUUUCCAAAAAGAUGUUGGAAGGAAAACCAACCUUACAACCUUCAAUCCCAGCAUCCUGGAAAAGUAUUACAACAAUCUUUUGACCAUUCAGGAUCGCAAUAACUUUUUUCUAAGUUUAAAAAAGCUUGAUGGGGCCAUUCUUUGGAUCCCAGCUUUUUUCUUCCACACUUCAGCAACUGUUACAAGAACAUUGGUUGACUUCUUUGUUGAGCAUAGAGGGCAAUUAAAGGUCCAGCUGGCUUGGCCAGGAAAUAUAAUGCAGCAUGUCAACAGGUACUGGAAAAAUAAACAUUUGUCACCCAAGCGACUGAGCACAGGUAUUCUUAUGUAUACUCUUGCUUCUGCAAUAUGUGAAGAGAUCCACUUGUAUGGGUUUUGGCCAUUUGGAUUUGAUCCUAACACCAGGGAAGACCUCCCAUACCAUUACUACGAUAAAAAAGGAACAAAGUUCACUACCAAGUGGCAGGAGUCCCACCAGCUGCCUGCAGAAUUCCAGCUGCUCUACAAAAUGCAUGGUGAAGGACUAACUAAACUGACUUUGUCACAUUGUGCCUAA